AGCUGGUGAAUGUGCAGCUGCGGGGACAUCUUGGUUCUGUGACAGAAAAGAUUCCGUGAAGUGCAAUUAAUUUGGGCUAAAAAGCACAAUGGUGGGGAGUUUGUAGCGCCGGUAUGGUGCGUUAUGGCUUUGGGCUUGGGGGCGCAAUCCAUAUUGGAACUUCAGGUGCCGUGGGACUCAAUUGGUGGAGCCAAGAAGCGAGAGAAGCGGGAGCAGCCCUCGUAUGUCGCGGUUAAGGAUGGACGGCUGGAGUCCAAUCGCUGCCGCGGAGAACGAGCAGUCCAGCUCGGAAGGGGAGUACAUAGCCGAACCUGGGCCCGAGCCUGACUCCCGGCAGGCCGGAGAGAUGAUGGAGGACGGGGCCACUGCUGUCGGGAUCGGAGAGGGCAAACUGUUUCUGGGUCGGCACCGGGAGGAUAAAGAGCUGCGGUACCUGCACCUGCUGUGGGAACCAGGGCGAGUUGAUGCUGGUGCCGGCGGUGUAGCCAGUAAACUGGGCAAGGUGUCAGGAAGCAGGGCGCGGCGACACCACCGAGCUGCUCGGAACCUCGGUCCAAUAGGGAAGGACGUCUAUGCUGUCAGACGACUCCGAGAGGCGGCGAACAGCAACGACAUAGACACAGUGAGGAAGCUGCUGCAGGACGACAUCGACCCGUGUGCAGCGGACGACAAAGGAAGAACCGCUCUUCACUUCUCCUCCUGCAACGGCAAUGAGAGCAUUGUGCAGUUGCUGCUGAGCUACGGUGCUGACCCGAACCAGAGGGACAGUCUGGGUAACACCCCCCUCCACCUGGCCGCCUGCACCAACCACGUGCCUGUGAUCACCACGCUGCUGCGAGGAGGUUCCCGUGUGGAUGCUCUUGACCGAGCUGGGAGAACGCCGCUGCAUCUGGCACGUUCCAAGCUGAAUAUUCUGCAGGAGGGAAAUUCACGCAGCUUAGAGACACUCAGAGGAGAAGUCACUCAGAUUAUCCAAAUGUUAAGGGAAUAUCUGAACCAAAUGGGCCAGAGUGAAGCAAAGGAGCGACUGGAGCACAUUUCCACACAGCUGCAGCGAACACGCACCAAAGAACAGGUGGACGAGGUGACGGACCUGCUGGCCAGCUUCACAUCACUCAGUCUGCAGAAACAGAACUUGGAGGACAGGUAGAAUGAGGUCCCGCUGAUCCGCCUGUUUGCUUUCUUCACUCCUACAUUUGCAGGUAUAUCUUAAAUCUGUGGCUCUGAAGUUUGUCACUUUUGGCACAAACUUCCGGAAUGUUGCGAGCGCUGCAGCCUCACAGCAAGAUGGCGCUCAAAUCAGCUCUGAUUUGCUUUGCCUAUGUCGGUAUAUUUAAAUAAACACAAACCCGGGUGUCGCUGUGAAAGUUUUGGGAAAUUCUAUGGAGCUGCAGCAACACACCUUCACAUCUUCACUCAGACGUUAUAUUAUGUACAUUCGAUAACAAACCGAAACAAUCCAUGUGACUUUGACUUGUGUGUUUUUGUUUUCUGCCUACAACUGUUCGCCAUCAUGACCUGCGAACUUUAAAAAGAAAAAGUCAGUUUUUAUACCAGAGCGCUGCCUGUCCACACCCUUGUACCAUGUCGACUGAAUUUUUUUAUCUCCACAAGCUGCAUGUUGCUGGACUUAAUCUGUAAAAUGGGUUUGACUGUUGA
Molecule: messenger RNA, 1659 nt
Organism: Synchiropus splendidus (mandarinfish)
Lineage: Eukaryota; Metazoa; Chordata; Actinopteri; Syngnathiformes; Callionymidae
Gene: ankrd54
Product: ankyrin repeat domain 54
Exons: 8
Coding region: 224-1150 (308 amino acids)
Molecular function (GO): protein binding
Source: RefSeq, a predicted model, not a curated record